AUGAGUCGGUCCUUGAAUUCCCUCGAGACAAAAUUACAUCAAGCAGCACUCGCUGCUCCUAGACAAGAGCUCACUCCGAAAGAUGCUGAGAAACUCAUACCUGAUUCCAAAGCACGGCAAAAUGCCCUCAACUUCCUGCUCGGUGUUGGGUACUUCAAGGCGCUGAAGGACUCGAAAAAUAAUGCUCUGUUCCGUGCUGUAACCAAGGUUGAGCACGACCAAACGAAAGAUCUCACUGGCGAUGAAGUCAUGGUUCUUGCCCCAAUUAAAGCGUCGACAAACGAAGGAAUAUGGAUCAAGCACCUCAAGGCCAAAACCAAUCUUCACCAGACUGUUAUAGAGAAAUGCGUGAAAAGCUUGGUGCAAAAGAGGCUGAUAAAACAAGUCGCCUCUGUUCAACACCCAACGCGUAAGAUCUACAUGCUUGAAGGUGUUGAGCCUUCUGUUGCGUUGACCGGUGGACCAUGGUACACGGAGAAUGAGCUCGACACAGACUUCAUAGCCAGCAUCAGCCAGGCCUGCUUGAAAUGCAUCCGCGAUAUUAGUUAUCCCAGGAAUAAAACGCAAGAAGGCGCCAUAUACUCUAUAUCGAAUGCACCCCAAUACCCCUCCGCCUCUCAAAUUCACAAGACUCUGCAGCAGGCUCGCUUGACGCAGACGGACCUGACAGUUGAACACAUUGAAAUCCUUCUGGAGGUAUUGGUUCUCGACGGGGAAAUUGAGAAGCUUCCUGCAUUUGGCGCGUCGUUGUGGGAUUCUAAUGCUGUGAGCGACGGUGAUUCAGAGGAGGAGGAUCGAGAAUCACGCAAGAAAAAGAAGCGGCGGCGGGCGGCUUCAUCUGACUCUGACGAUGCCCCGUCUAGGAGGAAGCACAAGAAGAAACAACGGGCAGACAGUGACACCGAAACUGAUAGCGAUGAUGACCGCCGUUCUCGUAAAAAAUCAAAAUUAAAGCGCAAAAAGCACGACGACAGUACAUCAGCUGAUUCGGACGAUGAGGACGACAGUGAGAGAGAUAGCAAGAAGAAGAAAAAGAAAAAGGGCAAAAAACUGGACGAUUCGGACUCUGAUAGCGAGGAGGAAAGCAGUAAAAAGAAGAAGAAGAAAAAGGUCAAGUAUGAGAGCGACUCUGACGAUGACAAUUCCCGUCGUCGAAAAAAGUCCGUCAAACGCUCUCCUUCGCCAUUUGACUAUGGUGGCGCGUCUGUCUACAGGGCAGUCCGACAGGAAAAGCUAAACAUGGGUUGGGCGGAAGCUCCCUGCAGUCAAUGCGCGUCUUUUGACUUCUGUAAAGAGGGGGCUCCAGUCAAUGCGAGCGAAUGCGUAUACUAUGGGGACUGGUUAGUAGCAGGCACUAUAACAUUCGAUCCAGAACCAUAA
Molecule: messenger RNA, 1380 nt
Organism: Mycena indigotica
Lineage: Eukaryota; Fungi; Basidiomycota; Agaricomycetes; Agaricales; Mycenaceae
Product: RNA polymerase III subunit RPC34
Exons: 8
Coding region: 1-1380 (459 amino acids)
Biological process (GO): transcription by RNA polymerase III
Cellular component (GO): RNA polymerase III complex
Source: RefSeq, a predicted model, not a curated record